AUGAAUUCGAAAGUACCACCUGCUACGUUGCCGCUGCGGCAAGGCAAGGGGUUUCAGGUGAUGGUGCACGGCGUGCUGGAGGGCGCGGAGUGCGUAGAGGUGGGGUCCAUGUUUGCCCGCACCCAGCUCUUUUUCGGCCCUGAUUGGGCCUUCCUGGAGAGCAACAGCGACUACGGCGAGGACGCGGCCGCAGACGACGAGGAUCUCGUUGUGCCCACGUACAGCAAUAACGCUGAGGUGGUGACGCAGCUGUCCGACUGCGCCAAGGGCCCCAUCCCGUACUUUAGCUUCACGGCACCUUUCGAGUUCGCGUUGACGAGCACGAACCCGUUCGGCUGGCCGCAGCUAGUCAUUACGCUUCACACCGUCGAAGGCGCUAAUGGGAGCUCCGGAAGGGGCGCUGACGGCAACGACACUCAACUCCUCGGCAGCGGGGAGUCGAUCAUUGGCUACGGUCGAUGCUUUAUUCCCAUGAAGAGUGGCUACCACCAAAGGAAGGUGCCCAUGAUGCAGCUGGAGAGCACCACCUCGAAGCAGCAGCUGAUUAGCUUUCUCACCCGCGAGAAGCCGGUGCUGCGCGACCUUUCUUUCUUGUGCACUGGCGACGAUCAGGUGAUGCUGCACGCACGGCCACUCGACGGCUAUGUGAAGCUGAACUUCUCUGUCAUGAUCAACGGCAUGGAGUCGUCGGGGUUCGAGGUGUAG
Messenger RNA from Leishmania mexicana MHOM/GT/2001/U1103, 705 nucleotides. RefSeq lists its product as hypothetical. The coding region runs from base 1 to 705 and encodes 234 amino acids. Lineage: Eukaryota; Euglenozoa; Kinetoplastea; Trypanosomatida; Trypanosomatidae. The record is from RefSeq and is a predicted model, not a curated record. Gene Ontology annotation, biological process: cilium assembly. The transcript has a single exon. Gene Ontology annotation, cellular component: MKS complex.